GUGAGUGAGUGAGGAGCGGCCCUGAGGACAACAUGGUUCGUGGCGGCCCCUCGCUGGCUGAUCGCCUCAUCUUCCUCCUCACCUUACUGUUUCUUAACACUGAGGGAUGUUGUCAAUUGAGUUCAAGUUGGACAAACAGCUGCGAUGGUCAGAUAAUGUUCAAACAGCACAUGUUCUGCUACAAGUAUUACGAAUGUGUAUCUUCGUCCUGGACAGAGAAAUCCUGUUCUCCAGGGACCUACUGGAUGAGCGACACACAACCAUGUGGCUCAACCACGUGUUUUGGCACCGGAAGCUUUGAAGCAGAAACCCAAGGGACUGGAUAUACAAUACGUGGCAUGGAAGGUGUAACAAGUGACAUGGGUCAUGGGAGGUACAACAAGUGA
Molecule: messenger RNA, 386 nt
Organism: Homarus americanus (American lobster)
Lineage: Eukaryota; Metazoa; Arthropoda; Malacostraca; Decapoda; Nephropidae
Exons: 3
Coding region: 33-386 (117 amino acids)
Cellular component (GO): extracellular region
Molecular function (GO): chitin binding
Source: RefSeq, a predicted model, not a curated record